Trachemys scripta elegans is the source of this 516-nucleotide messenger RNA. Its product is annotated as ethanolaminephosphotransferase 1. The record is from RefSeq and is a predicted model, not a curated record. Gene Ontology annotation, molecular function: ethanolaminephosphotransferase activity. Gene Ontology annotation, cellular component: endoplasmic reticulum membrane; Golgi apparatus. Gene Ontology annotation, biological process: phosphatidylethanolamine biosynthetic process. Lineage: Eukaryota; Metazoa; Chordata; Testudines; Emydidae.
CACCUGAUCAUGUUCAUGUUCCAAAUCGAGUGUGGGUCAUGGUGGGUCUCCUCAACUUCGUGGCAUAUACACUUGAUGGUGUUGAUGGGAAGCAAGCGCGCCGAACAAACUCCAGCACUCCCUUGGGGGAGCUCUUUGACCAUGGCCUGGACAGCUGGGCCUGCAUGUUCUUCGUAGUGACCGUUUACUCCACCUUUGGGCGGGGAUCCAAUGGUGUCAGCGUCUUCGUUCUCUAUCUGCUCUUAUGGGUGGUUUUGUUUUCCUUCAUCCUCUCCCAUUGGGAGAAAUAUAACACAGGGAUUCUCUUCCUGCCCUGGGGCUAUGACAUCAGCCAGGUGACCAUUUCAGUUGUCUACAUAGUGACAGCGAUUGUGGGAGUUGAGGCCUGGUAUGCACCUUUCCUGUUUAAUUUCUUAUAUAGAGACCUAUUCACUGCAAUGAUUAUUGGGUGUGCACUCACAGUGACUGUGCCCAUGAGCCUGAUUAACUUUUACAAGUAAGUUUUCCAAAAAUCAU